Molecule: messenger RNA, 705 nt
Organism: Cladophialophora carrionii CBS 160.54
Lineage: Eukaryota; Fungi; Ascomycota; Eurotiomycetes; Chaetothyriales; Herpotrichiellaceae
Exons: 2
Coding region: 1-705 (234 amino acids)
Cellular component (GO): RNA polymerase II transcription regulator complex
Molecular function (GO): transcription cis-regulatory region binding; DNA-binding transcription activator activity, RNA polymerase II-specific
Source: RefSeq, a predicted model, not a curated record
AUGAACGACCGUCUCCGCUUCGGUAGCGUUGCUCCUGGCAUUUUCCCUCCCGAUCAGAUAUGGGACCCUGUAGACCUGUCGUCUCUCGAUGCCAUCACCGACUUUGACGACGAAUCCUUUCGCCAACCAAGCCACCCUUCUUCAACAGAUGCCGAGCACACAACUGUCCCGCCAUCAAAAAUGAGACGAAGAGCCCAGAACCGCGCCUCGCAACGUGCCUUUCGCGAACGCAAAGAACGCCACGUCAAGGGUCUGGAAACACAACUCGAACUGCUCAACGAGAAACACCAGGAUCUUCUGUGCAGCUAUAACAAGCAAUCUGACAUUAUGAUGAAGCUGAACGGAAAGAUUGAGCAAUUGACGGCAGAUUUAAAAGCACUGAAAGCGCCAGCCGCGACAGCAACGACGAUGCCGCCGCCGCCGCCGCCGCUUGCAGACGCUCAGUAUCUCGGGGGCGGAGGGCCGGAAAGGCAACGAGAGAGGCUGCAUGCCGGUAGGAGCGGACGCCUGAGCGGACCAGAGAAGUUCGAUGCGUUUUCGUUCACGAGUCAGCCCUCAAUACCCUCAGUGCUGUAUGAUGGCUAUCAUUUAGGAUCGGACGGCAGGAUUGUCAACACGGCGGACGCGCCAAAUCUAGCCAUUGGUGGCACGGUAGUCAGGACUAUGCAGUUACCGGAUUUCGAGGAUCUGUUGCGGACGCCCUGA